Chelonia mydas (Green sea turtle) is the source of this 1290-nucleotide messenger RNA. RefSeq names its product olfactory receptor 51I1. The record is from RefSeq and is a predicted model, not a curated record. Gene Ontology annotation, biological process: G protein-coupled receptor signaling pathway. The transcript has 4 exons. The coding region runs from base 254 to 1237 and encodes 327 amino acids. Gene Ontology annotation, molecular function: G protein-coupled receptor activity; olfactory receptor activity. Gene Ontology annotation, cellular component: membrane. NCBI's taxonomy places the organism in Eukaryota, Metazoa, Chordata, Testudines, Cheloniidae.
CCACCACGGUGCCAGAAAUGUUGCUCAUGCUCUGGGUCAAGGCUGGGGAAAUUGCUGCCUGUCUCACCCAGAUGUUCUUUGUCCAUGCGGUUUUUGCUCUGGAGUCAGCCAUCCUGCUGGCCAUGGCAUUUGAUCGGUGAAGCUGGUCCCUGGAAGUAACGAUUACCAGCCCGGCAUAUUAUUUGUAUCAUGGUGGCUCCUGAGACAACUGAGAACAGGGGUUCAGAGCUGACCGGGACAGCGACUGCUCAUCAUGACGGAUUUCAAUAGCACCAACUUCCAGCCUGCAACGUUCCAACUGUCCUGGUUCCCGGGCCUGGGAGCUGCUAAUCACUGGAUCUCGAUCCCUUUCUGUGUGUUCUACGUCACCGCCAUGGUAGGGAAUUGCACUGUUCUCUGCAUUAUCUGGAAAGACCGGCGUCUCCAUCAGCCCAUGUAUUUGUUCCUUUGCAUGUUGUCGAUCAACGACCUUGGUGUCUCGCUGUCGACCCUGCCCACGGUGCUCAGCACCUUCUGCUUCGAUGUCACAGAUGUCGCAUUCGACGCCUGCCUAGCUCAGAUGUUUUUCAUUCACUCCUUUUCCAACAUGGGCUCAGGGAUUUUACUGGCCAUGUCGUUCGAUCGCUUUGUCGCCAUCUGUGACCCGCUGCGCUAUGCGGCCAUCUUGACCAACCCCAGGAUCGUGAGAAUCGGGCUGGCCAUUGUGAUCAGAAGCUUUGGUGUGGUUUUACCAUUACCCAUUCUUAUUAAACGCUUACCUUUCUGCCACGCCAAAGCCCUCUCCCACGCCUACUGUCUGCAUUCAGAUGUGAUGAGGCUGGCAUGUGCGGAUAUCACCGUCAAUAACAUCUAUGGCUUAUGUGCUGUUCUCAUUGUCUUCGGAAUAGAUUUGUUGCUUAUUGUCAUCUCCUACAUUCUGAUUAUGAUGACCAUCUUCAGUCUCGCCUCUGGGGGGCGGCGUCUCAAGGCCCUGAACACCUGCGUCUCCCACGUCUGUGCUGUCUUAAUAUUCUACAUUCCGAUGAUCACAGUCUCUAUCAUACACAGGUAUGGCGAGAACUCCCCGCCGCUGGUCCACGUUCUGCUGUCCAGUGUUUACCUCUUUGUGCCCCCUGUGAUAAACCCCAUCGUUUACAGUAUAAAAACCAAGGAGAUUCGAAAGAGCAUCCUCAAAAUGUUCUCUAGGGGAUUGGAGCUGACUGGCACAGUGACUGCUCAUCAUGAUGGAUUUCAAUAGCACCAGCUUCCAUCCUGCCACAUUCCAACUGACCGGGUUCCCAGGCCAGGAAG